This is a messenger RNA of Labeo rohita (rohu), 2656 nucleotides long. It is a transcript of the gene pdk4, whose product is annotated as pyruvate dehydrogenase kinase, isozyme 4. Gene Ontology annotation, molecular function: pyruvate dehydrogenase (acetyl-transferring) kinase activity. The transcript is spliced from 11 exons. The record is from RefSeq and is a predicted model, not a curated record. Bases 265 to 1512 code for a protein of 415 amino acids. Gene Ontology annotation, cellular component: mitochondrion. Gene Ontology annotation, biological process: regulation of glucose metabolic process; protein phosphorylation. NCBI's taxonomy places the organism in Eukaryota, Metazoa, Chordata, Actinopteri, Cypriniformes, Cyprinidae.
CCUCCCUUCUGUUAUGUUUGUACCCUGUUUUGUACCUUGCGCUGGUCAGUUAUUUUAGUGCAAUGACAAAUUAAACCAAAUUCAGAAGGAUUCUUCCAUCGGGCAGUCCAAUCACAACCGGACUCCUGCGGAGAUCUUCAUUUAUGCGAUGAAGUAACAGGCUGUGCUAGAAUGCCAAACUUUGCGAACUGCAUCUGAUGAGACCAGCAGGACAAUAACUCGAGAGAGCAUUUCAAGAUCUGUGGAUUUCACUUGAAGAUCAACAUGAAGUUCGCCCAGAUCAUGCUGAAGAACAGCUCAAAGCUGAACAUACCUAAACAAGUGGACAGAUUUUCAAAAUUCUCUCCGUCCCCGCUGUCAAUGAAGCAGUUCAUUGACUUUGGAUCUGCCAAUGCCUGUGAAAAGACCUCCUUCAUGUUUUUAAGGCAAGAGCUUCCUGUUCGGUUAGCCAACAUCAUGAAGGAGAUCGACUUCCUCCCGGACAAACUGCUCAGCACUCCUUCACUGAAGCUGCUUCAAAGCUGGUACGCGCAAAGUCUGAUGGAGCUUGUUGACUUUUUGGAGAAAGACCCUGAUGAUAAAAAAAUCCUGACUAAAUUCACAGAAACGCUGAUCAACGUGAGGAACAGGCAUAACAAUGUGGUGCCCACCAUGGCACAGGGAGUGCUGGAGUACAAGGAGGCCUUUGGCGUGGAUCCUGUGACCAAUCAGAACGUCCAGUAUUUUUUGGACCGCUUCUACAUGAGCCGAAUCUCCACACGCAUGCUGAUGAAUCAGCACACAUUAAUCUUUGAUGGCAGCACCAAUCCAGCCCACCCCAAGCACAUCGGCAGUAUCGACCCUAACUGUGAUGUUGUGGGGGUUGUAAAAGAUGCCUAUGAGAGUGCCAAGAUGCUGUGUGAUCAGUACUACUUGACCUCUCCCGAAGUGGAAAUCAAACAAGUGAACUGUGAGCGAGAAUUUUCUCUCUCAAACUUUCAUGACCCUAUACAUAUAGUUUAUGUGCCUUCUCAUCUGUACCACAUGCUCUUUGAGCUCUUCAAGAAUGCAAUGAGAGCAACUGUGGAAACCCAUGAGACCAGCCUACAUCUCCCACCAAUCAAAGUCAGAGUUUCUCUAGGAACAGAAGAUCUGACUAUCAAGAUGUCUGAUAGAGGAGGUGGGGUUCCUUUGAGGAAAAUCGAGAGGCUUUUCAGCUACAUGUAUUCAACUGCACCGAGUCCUGUGGCUGAAAACACCCGUAAUGCUCCACUGGCUGGUUUUGGCUAUGGUCUUCCUAUUUCCCGCCUUUAUGCCAAGUACUUCCAGGGAGAUCUGCAGCUCUACUCUAUGGAGGGAUACGGCACGUCGGCAGUCAUAUACCUAAAGGCCUUAUCCACUGAAUCAAUAGAAAGACUUCCUGUCUUCAACAAGUCAGCCUUAAGGCAUUAUCAAACAAGCAUGGAAGCGGAUGACUGGUGCAUCCCGAGCAGUGAGCCCAAGAAACUAGGAAAGUACGAGUACAGUGUUUGAAAGGAAGGAGAUGCUCAUACGAUAAACAUAAGGACUGAAUGGGGCUGUGAACUAUAGUGGAGUUCAUUUGGGUAACUACGUAUGCGACUGUUGAGCUAUUUCAGAAGCAUGGUAUUAUCAAAGGGUUGAUAAUUGACUUCAUGAAUGUUACAGUCUGAAUAACAAGGGCAUUUUGUCUUCCGCAGCUCACAUUGCUUAUAAUACACCACACACUUCAUUUGCGGUGCUAACUUUUUCGUUUAGAGUUUUACAAGACUGUGAUGUCUGAAACUUCAGUCAGACGUACUGAAGCUGAUUGGUUGUUUGAGCAUGUGUUGAUUCCUAUACAUUACCACGGAUUUGAACUGAUUCUGUAAGUGUGUUUUAGAGUAUGUGAACCUGUGUUUUAGUCAGUGGGGCCAAGUUACCAGCUUUGUGUGAGUUAUAGCAAAUAUUUUGAGAACAUACAAGCAACUGAAAGUAACCAAGGUUUUAUAUUUCCUUGGUUUAAAAUGCAUUUCAAUGCAAAUGUUAGAAUGACCAUAGUUGUGUGUUUCUUGAGUGUAUUCUUGAAUUGUCCUCUAACAGUUGGACCUACUGUCUAACACUCCAUUUAGUUUUGUGUGUAAAAAUGCGAUGCUAUCAAGGCCAAAUCAUUUCAUAAAAACGCACGAGUUGUUAUGAUGACAACAAUUUUACUGAUAUUUAAAAAAACAUGAAUUCAAUUAGACAUUCAAUCUAAUACAGAAUAAUAACAGUUUGAGUUGUGUCACAAGAGACUGACAAAGUAAGUUUGGGCCCAAGUUUGUUGCUAUGUUAUUCAUUUAUUUAAAACUGGCUAAAUGGAUUAUACAGUGUUGCUUUUUUAUGUGUGAAGCAUUUUAUGACCACAAAAAUUGAUUAUCUUUGUGACAACAGCUUCUGGCUGAACAUUUCAGGUAUUCUGUAUGAACAAAAAUGAUAUGUAGCUCUAUUAGAUUUUUUUUUAAGCAUGAAAACACUGAAGAGGCAAUGUUUUAAUUUCCAUAUAAAUGAAAGAUAAAUGAAAUUGCUUGUUUUUAAAUGUCAAUCUCAGGAUUGUGCAUAUUUGCCUUUCUAGUUUUGUCUGUUUUUAAGUCAUUUAAUUUUGUUUUGUGUUGUUUUGUUUUAAUUUUACUGUAAUAUU